Messenger RNA from Lepidothrix coronata (blue-crowned manakin), 5532 nucleotides. It is a transcript of the gene MAK, whose product is annotated as male germ cell associated kinase. The record is from RefSeq and is a predicted model, not a curated record. Gene Ontology annotation, biological process: intraciliary transport; intracellular signal transduction; cilium assembly. NCBI's taxonomy places the organism in Eukaryota, Metazoa, Chordata, Aves, Passeriformes, Pipridae. Bases 338 to 2350 code for a protein of 670 amino acids. Gene Ontology annotation, cellular component: nucleus; cytoplasm; cilium. Gene Ontology annotation, molecular function: ATP binding; protein serine/threonine kinase activity. The transcript has 16 exons.
GCGGAGCGGGGGGCUCGCCGGGGACCGCCCGGUGGCACCGCCCGCAGCGCCGCGGUGAGUGGGCGGCUGCGCUCGGGGGCGACGGGAAGGGUGGAGAGAGGAUCUAUGUGAGAAUGACCAUGUUCUUGUGUCUCUUAUACUUCAUAUCUGGAUCUCAAAGUAGCUGUAGUUUGGGGGAGACCAGUGAAUAUCCUGCUCCGUUAUGAGAAGCAUUCACCAACAUAAAGCAAUCUGGAAGAAGAUUUCUCUUAAGAAAAUCAAAGAGCAUAGAAUCCUUUAAUAAAGCAGAAGACAUUGAGAAUUUCAUGAGCUUUUGGCUAUCCAAGUCUUAAAAGAGAUGAACCGUUACACAAUUAUGAAACAACUGGGUGAUGGCACCUAUGGCAGUGUGUUGAUGGGGAAGAGCAACGAGUCAGGAGAACUUGUGGCUAUCAAAAGAAUGAAAAGAAAGUUCUAUUCAUGGGAUGAAUGUAUGAAUUUGAGAGAAGUCAAGUCUCUGAAGAAGCUAAACCAUGCCAAUGUAAUAAAAUUGAAAGAAGUCAUACGAGAAAAUGACCACCUUUACUUUGUAUUUGAAUAUAUGAAGGAAAAUCUCUAUCAGUUAAUGAAGGAUAGAAACAAGUUGUUCCCUGAGUCAGUCAUCAGAAACAUGAUGUAUCAGAUAUUACAAGGGCUGGCUUUUAUCCACAAACAUGGAUUUUUUCAUAGAGAUAUGAAGCCUGAAAACCUUCUCUGUAUUGGACCAGAACUUGUGAAAAUAGCAGACUUCGGUUUGGCUAGAGAACUAAGAUCUCAGCCACCUUACACAGAUUAUGUUUCUACCAGGUGGUACCGUGCUCCUGAAGUUUUGCUGAGAUCAUCUAUCUAUAGCUCACCUAUUGAUAUGUGGGCAGUUGGCAGCAUAAUGGCUGAAUUAUACACACUAAGGCCUCUUUUCCCAGGCACAAGUGAAGUAGAUGAAAUCUUCAAAAUUUGCCAAGUACUGGGGACUCCAAAAAAGAGUGACUGGCCAGAAGGAUACCACCUUGCUUCUGCCAUGAAUUUCCGUUUCCCACAAUGUGUCCCUAUAAGCCUAAAAACUCUCAUCCCAAAUGCAAGCAAUGAAGCAAUACAGCUUAUGAGUGACAUGCUAAACUGGAAUCCAAAGAAGAGACCUACAGCAAGUCAGGCUUUGAAGUAUCCUUACUUUCAAGUUGGCCAAAUUUUAGGACCUCCUCCACAGUAUCUGGAGAAGCAGACUCCUAUUAAACCGGUUCAGCCAACAGAGCCAAAGCCAGCUUUUCCUAAACUGGAAGCUAUAUCCAAGCCAGAACCUCUGUCUUCACCUGAUUUACCUGACAAAACAGAGCCACAGUCCCUGCCAAAGGUUAACCACCAGCCUCUCCAGCAAAUUCAGUUGCCUCAGAAUACAGCUAACCAGCAAGUACCAAAGCAGCAGCAGCCACAGGCACAACCAUUUUUUCCAAUUAUCAAUAAAAAUUCAUCACCUAAACAAGCAGCUAGUGGCCCUCUGAAUGUUGCACUAGGUCCUAAAAGCUGCAGAAGACGAUGGGGUCAGACUUUGGUAAAGGCUAUGGAUAGCUGGGAUGACUUGGAUGACCCUGAAUUUGGAAUGUCAUGUUCAAAGAAGCCUAGCAUUGCAUUGUUAAAAGAAAAGAAAAACAAGGAAUUUAUUUUUAGUGUGCCAGAACCAAAGCCUUCAUGCUAUAUCCAGCCAGGAGCAGAAAAUAAGGUUCUGAUGAGAAAUGAUUCUGGAAGAUCAAAUACAUCAGCAAAACAGUACUAUCUAAGACAAUCAAGAUAUCUACCUGGUGUAAACCCAAAGAGUGUCUCUUUAGCAGCAGUCAAUAGAGAAGGAUCACAAGGAACCUGGAACAACCAGUUGUUUUCUAAAUCGCUGGCACAUACUGGAGGAGGAUUUACUUUCAGGAGAAAUACUACAGAUGAGAACUUAAUUAUACCUAUUGAAAAGCUAUCGUGCAAAGAAAGGUUUAAUGAAAAAUUAGAAGAUCCAAAAGGAAAUCCUGGCUUUGUAAGUAGUGCUGCUUACAACCCAUCAGGAAUAUACACCCCGUCCUUCCAUAAAAAAGAAGUUGGCUCAGCGGGACAACGGAUACAGCUAGCACCUCUUGGUGCACCUGUAUCAGUUCAGAGAAGACGAACAGAAGUGCUCAGGAUGCAGGAGAAACUGGUUUAUUUUUCCUGGAAAACCAAAGCUGCUCGUGCUCCAUUACCAGGUCCUACCUUCAAUUCACCAGCAAAAAACAUGAGUAUCUUAACUUACCCACCAACAAUUCAGCGAGUACAUGGAAGAACAGACUGGGUGGCCAAAUAUGGAGGAAACAGAUAGAAAAUGCCAUCCUGUACAGAUACUACGUGCGCUGUGUUCGGUCCUCCUGCACUUGGAAACCUGAAAUGCCUAUUUGCUCUAACUUUUCUUAAGACUAUGCAAUAGUAAAGAAGAAAAAAAGACCUUGUGUUCUAUUACCUGUUAUAGUACACAUAUAAUACCAUGUAAAAUACUGGCUAUAAAGUAGGAUGUAAUGAAGUAUUGUAUAACACAUAUUGCCAAAACUACUAGAUUUCAUUUGACAUUUUUCUAUAGAUGAUCUCCUAUCCCUGUUACGGUUAUUCAUCCAGUGCAACAUCCACUGUUGGGAUAUGCUUGAAGCACACAAGCAGUUAGAAGUAGGGCUGAAGCAGAGCAGCACCAGGCUUCCAGGUGUUAGGCUGGUUCCUCAGCAGGAAGAUGAGAGUGAAGCACAGCUCCGGCUUUGUGAGGAAUACCAAACUCUCCUACAAGGAUUUCAGAACUCUCUUGUAACUAAGAAUUACUCAGGGUCUGUAAGCUGCAAAUAUUCAUGUAGCAAUGAGAGCUUAAAUCCUUGUAGUGGGACAUAAGCAAUCCACUUAUAGAUACUACACAAGAAAACUCUAAAAACUUGGCUGAUACAUGGCUGUAGAAAGAUAUAGCAAUACUGGAAAAUAGCUAAACAAGUACUGAAUGCUAGACUCAAGCUGUGAAGUGAAGCCUAACAAUUAGAUUCUGCUGUUAUAAUUAACUUAAUGCCAUUUUUGGUCAAAGACCUGUAGAGAUUUUCCUCUGUCCUGUCAAGGGAGUGUCACAGUGACCUUUUAAGAAGCCUGAAUCACUGUGGUCUGUCAGUGAUUUUAAGGGUGAAUAAUAAAAUAAUAAAAUGCAUAAAUUAUCAAUAAACUCCUGUUUCUUUAUAUCUUUAUUGGGUGAUCAAACUUAAACUACAGAAGUUGAACAAGCUACAUGAGGGGCUACAUAUUGGGCUGUUCUUUAAAAAUAUUGUUUUCUGGUUUAGAUCUUAAAGGCCAACUUAGGUACCUAAAAACACACAGCAACUUUAAUAAUUCAUUGUGUCGCUGUUUAUAUGCUCGUUCAGUACUUUCCCCAGCUUUUAUGGUAAGUUUUAUAAUAAUAUCGUGCAAAGGACUUUGCAAUGUACAAUAAACUGUUUUUUUAGGAUGUUGAACUAGGCUAUUUCUGUUAACAAUUGCAUUUAGAAUAGAUGCUUUAGACUUAAUAGUUACAUUAAACUUGCCAUUUUGAAGUAUAAACAGAGUAUGUUCUUUAAGGAUUUAAAGCUGUUAAUGAUUACUUUAAGCAUUGUAAAAAAAAGAAAUGUAUUUGUAGGCUUUUAUAAUGGAUAUUAAAAUUUAAAUUUCUGUUGUUGACCCAAUCUUUCAUAAUAUAUAGGUUACAUUAAUUUCCUGGAAAGCAAUUUAAUCUAAAACAAUUUUACCAAAAAGUCAAAUAUUUUGUUAUUAAAAUUGCACCUAAAGAAAAUGCCACUUUAAUACUGUAAGAGCUACACAGGGAUAGGGAUAUAUGGUUAGUAAUGCACUAGAGAGUUUAAUUCAAUUGCCAUUGGUCUAGGAUUAAAUAUUUGUCAUUCCAUUAGUACUAACAGAUGUUCCUAUGCUAUUUAAAUGUGUCUUAAUUUAUUGGUAGAAUAUAUGUAACUUGUCAUGGCAAUGAAGGACAACCUCAGAAUGUUUGUAACAGGCAUUAAAGCAAUGGUUUUAUAAUUAAAAAACAAGAUAAAUUAAUCACUUGUCUCUAGUACAAUAUGCCAAUGAUUAAGUUAAAAACACGGCCUGGUCAAGGAACAUCCAAAGCUCACAUGUCCAUAGCUCACAUGUCCGUAAGUCACCUAGAGCAGAAAAAUAAACAGGUACUAUUUCUGGCACUAAAUAUGGCUAGAAGAAACAUGCUGUCCCUUACCCUAUGCUAAUGAACCUUGAAAGGGCUUUGACAUAACUAAACCAGCCUUUACUUGUUCAUAAUCAAAGCAUGACCAGUGUUAAAAAAUUCUUCUUGCAAACAGCAAGAAAAGGCUAAUGAGCUCUGUACAGUCAUUUUCAUUCUGAUUCAUUGACACAUUAUCAGAUUGUUAGUGCAGAAAUGCCAUCUAAUGCUUAAAAAAUUUAGUAUGCUGAAAAAGUUUCAAGGGGGUAAAGAGUUUGUAAGACUAAAGCUUUUCUCUUGUCCCUUUGUCUGUAUUACUGCUGUUUCUCCUGAACAUGAAAAGUGGUAACACAUUCUACCAGCAGUUCUCAGUUCAAGCUACUGCUUUCCAAAGCUCAUGGAACAGCAGCUUAAGACUUUGGUCUAAGAGUUUAAAAGCUUUUAAGUCCAAUUCCCUGUUUUCUAUUUUCUUUAUUCCAUCAGAGACAACUGCAGCUCAAAUUUGCAAGUUACCUGAUUUGAGACCAGCAUUAUACAAUUAGAAAACUGCUGGAUCAUGGAUGUUCUCAUUUUAUUGCAGGAGAUGCAUUUAUGUGUGCAUCUUACUUCUACAGAAGAAAAUUGAUUCAACAGCAAUAUGAAGAGGCAAAAAAAAAUAUGAAGUAGUUUAAAGAGAAGUGUCUUAAAUGCUAAUGCUAAUGGCUUACUAACUUUUUCAAGUUAGAGCAGAGACACUGAGACACUUGCCCACCAAUGGUGAGUCCAUGGGCUGGGAUUAGGCACUUAAAAGGAUGACAUAUAAACAAACCAUCUUCUGUUUCUAUGCAGGGAGGCAAGAGGGAAAUGUAAAUACAGGAGAACACCUGAAGCUGAACUCUGCAGGAUGAUGAAUAAGGGUUUUAAGAAGAUGCUCUGAGUACAGUUCCCCCUCAAGAUCUCACUGCCUGUGCUCAAGCCAGCUCUGACCUAAGUUGUUUGGCCUGGGAACAGGCUGCUGAGACCCUUGCUGGAGCUGCACCCAUUCCUGGCCAUGUCUCUGAGGAUCUGGAACCCAAUCUGAUUGACCUGGCAUCCUGGCUUGAUCUCAGCCUUGCCUCACCAUUGUGAGUUGCCUGGCAAACUGCACUGCUGGCAGAGCAUGGCUAUGGCUAUGGCCACUGGCCCAGCUCUGCACCUCCUGCUCAGGCAGCACAGGGUCACUGACCUGCCUGUUUUGCUGCAGCAAGGAACGAGGAAAGGAAAACUACAGGAUGUGACCCUCCUGCAAAGCUACUAGCCUGAUACUUAGAGAAUUCUAAGCAACUCUAGGGUCU